AUGCUCAAGCAUGUUUUCAAGCCAACAUAUGCUUCACUCAUCACGGUUCGGCGUAUCAAAACGUUACAUACACCUGUCUUUACAACGGACAAUAACUUCACCAAAAGCGCCCUUUUAGAAGGUGUACGACUACUAGAUGAUAUUCUAAACUCUUCUUCUCAUGAAAAUACAUUACUUUACACCAGCAAAUACAUGUCGAAACCUCAGUUAAUAACUUCAGAGAACCAGAUACAAAUGCAACAUGUUAUAAGAGAAUUUUUGGAUAGAUGGCAGAUUGAAGAGGCCUCAAUGAACAGGUAUCCAAUUGACGUAAGGAAAAAAUUAGGCAAAAUAGGUUUACAGCUAUAUUUGGGUUGCAAUGAUAUGAAUCUUAGCCCCAUCGGUACAACUUUAACACGUAUAUUAAUGGAACAGUAUAACAGAUGUCCCGAAAGAGAGACCCUGGAAGGAAUACAAAGAUCCAUAAAUCUCGUACGAGCGAUAUUGAAGCAAAACAAACUGAUAAUUAGAGACAAAAAAAGCAUCAAUGCUCUAGUAGAAAAAAUGACAAAUACAGAAAAAGAUUGUGCAACACUGAGGCGUGCACUCCAAGCAGUGGAUUAUAAACUUGUUUCCGAUGAAACAAUAAGAAUCGUGAAGGGUAGGAAAACUUUUGAUGAGUUAGAACUGUCCAAGGGCUGGAGAUUUCCUGCAGGCCUGUUUGACACAAACGAAGCGUAUUCGCGGUCUAUUGGGUUACCUGAAAAAAAGCUUAUUGAUGUCAGCGAAGAUAUGUUAGUGCUUGUUUUUGAUGGUACUUUAAGAGAUGCAAAUAAAAUUUUACCGACAAUCAAUUACGCAUCAAAAAUUGAAAAAUCUUUGCUCCUAAUUAUAAAUGGUGAUUGUGUAGGAGAUGCAUUGAUGUCGAUAACCAUAAACAACAAUAAGAACAAACGUAAAGGAAACAAAAGCAAGACUCUUAUUAUCAAAUACAACUCGGCGGCUAAUGGUAAUCUAUCCUUACAAGAGAAUAAUGAUCUUAUCAAAUUUCUCAAACUUCCCAAGGGUUUCGGCAGCAUUUACUCACCCGAAUUCAGCUCCUACGUUCCUAGUAAGAUGUGCUCCGAUCUUUAUUACGGAAAGUUAGAAUCGAUCAAGGCAACAAACGGAGAGGCUUUUCUUUACAAUUCAAUGGACUGGAAAAACCAAGACUCUGAAAAUAAGUUUCUCCAGGUUACUGUAACCCUACGCAUUGGUGGUCAUAGUGAGUUUGAGAUCAAUCACAGACGGGCUCAUCUGGAUAACCUGAUUAAUAACAUCUUGUGCGUAGGGCUGUCCGAUGGGUUCGUCCCAACUUAUGGAGUAGCAUUAGCCAAGACAAUUCCCUCGAUUGAUGCUCUCAAGAAGAAUGAACGUAAUCUCAAAGUCAGGGGAGCCUUAGAUUCUUGCAUUACAGCCUUUAGCGCCCCGAUGGAGAUCGCUAUGAAGAAUGCCUACGGCUACAGCAGAUUUGAGAUCAGCAAAAUAGUAUCAGAAACCAUUGAAUCCCGAGACUUUUUAAGUGCAAAAAUAGAGGCAGAUUCUGCAGAGGUUCAAAACUUUGCAGAUCUAGGUUUUCUGGAGCCUUGGAAGAAACUUGACCAAUGUUUAGCCAACGUUUUGAGUUUUGUAAGACUUCUAGACAGCUGCCAAUAUAUUGUCGCGCGGGUCUUUGAGAAACCAAAGAAAGGUGGCAAAUAG
Molecule: messenger RNA, 1719 nt
Organism: Zygotorulaspora mrakii
Lineage: Eukaryota; Fungi; Ascomycota; Saccharomycetes; Saccharomycetales; Saccharomycetaceae
Gene: TCM62
Product: Tcm62p
Exons: 1
Coding region: 1-1719 (572 amino acids)
Biological process (GO): apoptotic mitochondrial changes; mitochondrial unfolded protein response; protein import into mitochondrial intermembrane space
Cellular component (GO): mitochondrial matrix; mitochondrial inner membrane
Molecular function (GO): ATP-dependent protein folding chaperone; protein-folding chaperone binding
Source: RefSeq, a predicted model, not a curated record